Musca vetustissima is the source of this 886-nucleotide messenger RNA. RefSeq names its product brachyurin-like. Gene Ontology annotation, molecular function: serine-type endopeptidase activity. Lineage: Eukaryota; Metazoa; Arthropoda; Insecta; Diptera; Muscidae. The record is from RefSeq and is a predicted model, not a curated record. Gene Ontology annotation, biological process: proteolysis. The transcript has a single exon. Bases 19 to 867 code for a protein of 282 amino acids.
AGUCAAUUAGCAUUGACAAUGAAAUCGUUCAUCGCUCUAAGUUUGUUUGUGGCCGUUGCCUCGGCUGGCGUUAUGCCACCAAUGCAACAGCGCCUCCCCUUGGUGCCCAUUAUGUCCUUGGAGGAAUUGGAGGGACGCAUUACCAACGGUGAAUUGGCCAAGCCCGGCCAGUUCCCCUAUCAGGUUGGUUUGAGUUUGAAUUUCGCCCAGGGUAAUGCCUGGUGUGGUGGUACCUUGAUCUCCGAUCGUUGGAUUCUGACUGCUGCCCAUUGUACUGAUGGUGCCCAGGGUGUUACCGUUUACUUGGGCGCCAUUGACAUCAAGGACGACAAUGAGAAGGGUCAACAACGUAUCUACACCUCCAAGUCGAACAUUGUCAUCCACGAAAACUGGGAUCCCAACACCUUGAGCAAUGACAUCUCCCUGAUCAAGUUGCCCGUUGUUGUUGAAUUCAAUGAACGCAUCCAACCUGCCGCUUUGCCAAAGAUGGACGGUAAAUACUCGACCUAUGAAGGUGAUAUGGUUUGGGCUUCUGGCUGGGGUAAGGACAGUGAUGCUGCCACCUCCGUCUCUCCUUUGUUGCGUUACAUCGAAGUGCCUGUGUUGAAGCAAAGCACAUGCAAAACCUACUAUUUGGGUAUGGUUACCGAAAAGAUGAUCUGCAUCAGCGGCAAGGACGGUAAGUCCACCUGCAAUGGUGACUCUGGCGGUCCCUUGGUAUACAAGCAUGAUGGUGUCAACACUGUUAUCGGUGCCACCUCCUUCGGUAUUGCUUUGGGUUGCGAAAAGGGCUGGCCAGGUGUAUUCACUCGUGUCACCUCCUACUUGGAUUGGAUCGAAGAGAAAUCGGGUGUUGUCAAUAAAUAAAUGAUAUUGAUUGAAUACU